AUGUUCUUAUCACGGACAAAUUAAAUUAAAAGCUGUAGCUGUCAGGAAACAGCUAGUAUAUAUCUCCACAAGAAGUUACUCAAGCAAGCAAGGAGAAAGAAAGGAAAAGGGACAAAACAGAAAGGAAUGAGCUACCAGAGCGAUCCCUACCCUCCACCAGGGUAUCCUCAUGGUUAUCCACCCCAGCCUCCACCAGGGUACCAGGGCUACUUCCAUGAGCAACAGGGCCCUUACUACCCGCCGUCGAGUGGGGAAUAUGACCACGACCGCCAUGAAGAGGAGGACAGCUGCUGCGGCUGCUCUGGGUUCCUCAAAGGAUGUUUGGCUGCUCUUUGCUGCUGCUGCGUGCUGGAGGAAUGCUGCGGCUUCUUCUGAGAUGCUAGAUGCCUGCCAUCCGAUUGCAAGCUACUGCUUCUAGCAUAGCAUUCUGGAGCAUCUGAAUAAUGAGAUAUCAAUUCUUCAUGUAAACCGAUGUGACAAUCGGAGAGUGUUAAUGGCUUUCAGCCUACUAUUACAACUGGACAGCGUUUUUCUCGCGUAUAUGGUUGAUCAGAAAAUAAAGGUUUUUAUCCAUGCUUUGGACGCCA
This is a messenger RNA of Phragmites australis (common reed), 587 nucleotides long. Its product is annotated as cysteine-rich and transmembrane domain-containing protein WIH2-like. The record is from RefSeq and is a predicted model, not a curated record. Gene Ontology annotation, cellular component: plasma membrane. The transcript has 3 exons. NCBI's taxonomy places the organism in Eukaryota, Viridiplantae, Streptophyta, Magnoliopsida, Poales, Poaceae. The coding region runs from base 127 to 375 and encodes 82 amino acids.